AUGAAAUGGCCAACAGAAAAAGAUUUUGGCAAACGACAACUAUUUCCAAAGCGCUCAAGUAUCUUACGCUCAUCAGCUCCUUUCCCAACCAUGGAAGUCACCGAAAAAAAGCCCACAAUUCGUCGCAAAUCAGUGAUCAGUGCAGUGGACCUUCCGUCGACGUCCAAAUUUUUCGAAAACGAGAUAGAGGAGUCUUUGGUACAUAAUGAUAAAGAUUUGGAACCGCCAAAAAAGCAGAAAAAGUGCGGCAAGGCGAAGCCGACAUUGGAGCUUGGUUUGUCAUCGCCGGUUUUGAAAAAUGAAUUAAUUCAACGUACGCAGAUGCAUUUAUACUCGACUCCCAAAAAAUCAUCUGCUGCUGAUGGAGUAAAUCAGACGUCACCAGACUUAUUCAGUACAAGUUCUUCAGAGCAUGAUACUAAUAUUGUUCCAGAAAAAAUUUUAAGGGAGGCUUAUGAGAACGCGUAUAAAACCCCAGUGAGGAAUUAUUCUGCUUUUUCGCACAGACCCGAUGUCCGCUGUGAGGCCAACGAAACGACUGCCCUCUCUGUAAAAGAACACUCUUAUAAAGUAGCUUUCUCUGUAAAAGGUCCUGCAAAAUCUGAGGAUUCUAGAAAGUUUGAGCAUGGUAGUUGCAGAGAUAUUCUCAGCAACGAUUCUCAUACUUCGCAUGUGUCUUUGAUUUCGACUCUCCAAUUGUUUCCUCUUUCUCAAGAAGACUCGGCAGGUAGUGAAAGAGGUUACAGUUGUCCUGACCAGCCAGCAAAAGCACUGUAUGCUGUAAAUGAUGGGAAAAUGUGUGAAAAUAUACAGAUAUCUGCUGAAUAUUCGCCUUCUGAGAAGACUUUAUCUGAACACCUCCGUCAUUUACGGGAGACGGUGGAAAUAAUUAAUUGCAGUUCACCAUCAGACUCUGCUUCCAAAAGUUCUGUUAGACUGCAGUCCUCAAUAAAAUACUGUGCAGAAAAACAAAAUGAAAUAUCACCAGCUUUGAAUUCUUUAAUAUCCCCCAUUAAGACUCCUCCAUCGAUUGCAAACAGGCCGUCAACUGCUUCGCUUGAAAGAUUCUCAGCAGAACAAUUGGAAGAUGAACAGUUACCCCGUACUAGAAAAAGAAAUAUUGGAAAACUCGCAACAGCUUUGAGAAAGAGAAUUCAAGCGAGACUCUCUGAAAUGGCAAUGUGGAGAUGUGAUGACUCUCCAAAAAAGGCUGAAUUACGGUUGCUGGUGGAGUCCUUGACGCCUCAAUGGGGAAUCUAUUGGAUGCGAGCUUUUGCUUACGAAAAAAAUAAAUAUUACGGUGUGGUUGAGUCAAGCGACUUCUACUACAGCCGGUCGAAAAACUUGAAGAGUGAACUUGAGUCCAAAUCUUCACAGGCCCACUUAGAUGUUGAAAUUUUUGGACCCUUAACCGAAUACACUGAUCCCGUCAGCGGACCUUGUCUAUUAGGACCUCAUAAAUUUAAGCGUGUCAUAAAAAAAUGA
Enterobius vermicularis (human pinworm) is the source of this 1485-nucleotide messenger RNA. Lineage: Eukaryota; Metazoa; Nematoda; Chromadorea; Rhabditida; Oxyuridae. The record is from the annotation of a GenBank genome assembly.